AUGCCUGAACCUCGAAAUGGCUCGUCGUCCGCUGGGCGCGACAAAUAUGCCCAGAUCGGCAACUUUGUCGUUGGCUCGGAAAUCGGCAAGGGCAGUUUUGCUCAGGUCUAUAUGGGAUGGCACAAGGUUUCGCGAGCAGCCGUAGCAAUAAAGUCCGUUGAAAUGGACAGGCUUAACAAGAAACUCAAGGAAAAUCUCUACGGGGAAAUUCAGAUCCUCAAGACCCUCCGUCACCCACAUAUCGUAGCCCUCCACGACUGCGUCGAGUCGAAAACGCAUAUAAAUCUAGUGAUGGAAUACUGCGAACUUGGUGAUCUCUCUUUCUUCAUCAAGAAACGGGACAAGCAUGCCACUCAUCCCGCCACGUACGACUUGGCGCGGAAGUACCCCUGCCCUCCCAACUCCGGCCUCAACGAGGUUGUGAUUCGCCAUUUCCUGAAGCAGCUAGCCAGCGCGCUCAAGUUCCUUCGAGAGAUGAACUAUGUCCAUCGGGACGUAAAGCCCCAAAACCUACUCCUCCUACCAUCUCCGGAAUACCGAAAGAUUCACCCCCGUGAUAUCCUAGAGGCGAGCCAGGACUCGUUAAUACCCAUCGCGGGACUUCUCUCCUUGCCCAUGCUAAAACUGGCCGAUUUCGGAUUUGCGCGGGUCUUGCCUUCAACAUCCCUCGCCGAUACCCUGUGCGGCUCUCCUCUUUAUAUGGCACCCGAGAUCCUACGAUACGAACGAUAUGAUGCCAAGGCCGACCUUUGGUCCAUCGCCGCUAGCUGGAAGCCCUGGCGGGCGUACUACCCGGCCAAGCCCCGGCUCACGCGACCUGAGCGCCGGGCUGGGCAUUCGCCAACACCCAACCCCCAGGCAGUCUCUCCUAAUCCGCCGCGAAGGCUAUCGGACGUGGCCUCCGCCCGACUUCGUGACAACCCUUCAUCACCGCCUUCUUCCCUCUUGAACGAAAACAAUCUUAAGAAACGCGGCCGCGUUCAAACCAGUCCCCUUCCGACAGAGGAGCAGGAGAAGGCGGCUCAGGAGAUCGCAUUUGAGCGUGAUUACGUGGUUGUAGAAAAGCGGCAGGUUGAAGUGAACGCUUUCGCUGAUGAAAUGGCAGCGAACCCACGCUUGGCCAACCAGGGUAACGCCGGCACCUCGCCAAAGUCAGGCCAAAUGGUUAGGCGUGGUACUCAAACAAGCUCGACGGGAGCCGGCGCGAACCAACAGUCCCGGGCGAUACAAAUCGCACAGGGCAAGGGUCACCACGUCCAACAGGGUUCGUACGAUAAGGGCAUCUCCGGGCCGGGCACGAGCCCAAUAUCGGCGAGCAGCGCGAUUUCUAAGGCGAUUCAGGAUGCAAGCCUCCGGCUAUUCGGGUUCAAAAUGCCACCCGCCCGAGUCGGAAAGGGACAGUCGCCGCCCUUGUACAGCCCUUUUCCGGCGUACCCACUCCCCAGUAACCAGACUGGCUUACUUGAGGACGGCAAGCGCGGCGCAUCCUCUGACGAGGAUGCUCGCGUAGCCCAAACUAUUGAGGACUAUGCCAACCGCAGCGACUGCGUCUACGGGUUCGCAGAGGUUAAAUUCAAACAGCUUUUCCCGCUAGCCCCAUCCGUAGAGCACGGGCUCGGUGGUGCUUCUCCUGAGGAGAUGGAAACUCAGGAGGACGGAUUGACGGUGGAUGCGGUCGUGACGUUAUCCGAGGAAGCUCUAGUGUUGUACGUCAAAGGUUUGUCAAUGCUUGCAAAGGCCAUGGACAUUGCCGGCCUCUGGUGGCAGCGCAAAACUCAGCGGGAGCCUAGCCCCAACACGCGCGAAACCCAGGGGUCUCAAAUCCUUUCGGUGCGCAUCAACUCGGCCGUACAAUGGGUCCGAGCGCGGUUCAACGAGGUCCUAGAAAAGACAGAGGUGGUUCGGUUGAAGCUCGUGGACGCACAAAAGCAACUUCCAACCGAUCACCCGAGCCACCCAAGAAACCAUGGGGUGGAUUCUAGUUUUGAUGCCGGCGAUAAGCAAGUCUACCUUACUCCAGGAAUCAGCGCAGAGAAGCUGAUGUACGACCGAGCCAUCGAUAUGAGCCGGACAGCCGCCAUCGACGAGAUCGCAAAUGAGCACUUGGCGGACUGUGAGGCGUACUACAUCACAGCGAUUCGCAUGCUAGAAGCCGUACUCGACGUCGACGACGACUCCUACCGGUCUAGGUCAGGAUCUACGGCGAGGGAUACGAAGGGCGAUAGUGGACUAGAAGUAGCUGGCGAUCUCGACAGCGAGGAUCGCAAGGUCGUCAAGAAGAUGAUUGCGCUGAUUAGUGGUCGACUCACCAUGGUGCGCAAGAAGAGAAAUAUGAUUGCCGAGGCGGAGAAGGCACAGAUCACAGCAGGGCGGCGGCGGAGUGGUGAUAUGACGCCGAAGAGCGUUCGUUCUCAUGCAUCAUCAUAA
Messenger RNA from Parascedosporium putredinis, 2427 nucleotides. The record is from the annotation of a GenBank genome assembly. NCBI's taxonomy places the organism in Eukaryota, Fungi, Ascomycota, Sordariomycetes, Microascales, Microascaceae.